AAAGGUUUUAUCUUGGGUGACGUUAGAAAUUCUAUCAUCGUCAAGUUGUAAACUGUCACACGUACUAAAAGAUUUGAACUAUUGAAAAAUGGCCAUACUGUUUUCUACCGACAAGUAUUAAGAUGUGUUAUGGAGAACGGACAAACAGAACACACUGUUACACUGUGGUAUCUCUGACCAUUUAUUUACUCUUAUCAGGUGUUCUCAGUGUUGAUAUUUGUCGUAAGGAUACCAGUACAGAAGAACUGACCUCAGCGUUACACCAAGGUGCCUUACCAGUAGGGAGAUUUCAAGCAGGGAACUUUUCAAAAGACACGAAAGCGACCAAACUUUCUACCUGUAUACUAAGCUGCUGUAACCAAGACGACUGUGACGCUGUCUUCUUCUUUCAUAAUCCAAAAAUAGAUUCAGUCACAUGUUAUUUGAUACAAUGUAAUAAGACAUACUCAGGAUCAUGUGACCCAGGGCCAAAAGACGCAUCAACAAAUAAAACAUACUUUGUAAAUGUUCGUGAUGUUGCUUACUCCCAGGGAGGUAGUACCCCUGCUCAGCGUGAAGGAUCUUGUAACAUACUGAGUGAGAAUUCAGGUUGUGAGGAACAUGAAGAGUGUAGGUUAAAAGCUACCCUCUCGUCCUACCACACAGAAUGUGUCUGUGUCAAGGGAUACAAGUUUGAUGAAGACCAGAAAAUAUGUGUUCAAGAGAAGAAGACCAAUAAGAUAUGUGAUCCCUCCAAGUCUGAGUGUGGGGACCAUGAGGAAUGUUACGUACCCAGUAAUCUCAGUCCACACCUAGGAAUCUGUGUGUGUAAUAAAGGGUACGAGAAAAAUGACAAGGGCGUCUGUACUUCAGUCAUUCCAACAUCAUCGCCUGUACAUAACCAUCACAAGUCAAAAGUACAUCAUUGUGAAUAUGGACUUCGUCGCCAAUGUGACCAUCACCAAGAGUGCUAUAUUCCUAAGCACUCGCACAGUAGAACUGGUAUCUGUAGGUGUGAAAAAGGGUACCAGUUUGAUAGUGAUAAUAAAUGUGUUUCUAUAGUAACAACAACAGAAGCCAACAUAGAGAAUCAUAAAUCCACCCAUUGUGAAUAUGGCUUACGUAAUCAGUGUGACUUGAAUGAGGAAUGCUUUAUUCCUGAAACUUCUCAUAGCCGUACAGGCAUCUGUGUCUGUAACCAGGGCUACAAACGCAAUGAGAAUUACACAUGUGUUGUUGUUUCCUUUGGCUUAGGUGAUUUAGAUAUCACAGCCUCCAAGAGGAAUAAAUCAGCAAACUCUCCAACAACUACUACCACUACUGCAGCGACCACUACUAUAAAAGUUACACCACUAACAGUAUCUGCAGGGAAAGAUAAAGUUAUCCAGCUACCUAUCAACGAAGUCACAUUAAAUGCUUAUGUUAUUAGUAAAGAUGAGGAAGAGAAGAAAUUUGAUUAUGAGUGGUCCAUCACAUCCAUGCCUGAUGGAGCAGAAAUUGGUACAAUGGUUGGCAAAAACACAGACACACUCAAAUUGUCAAAGUUAAUAGAAGGGCUGUAUACAUUUACAAUCCAUGUCAGAGGACCCCACCAAUCUGGAGAAGCUUUUGUUAAUGUCACAGUAUUAAAAGCUGCCAGACAAAAUACACCCCCUGUAGCCGUCAUCAAACCAAUGAACCAAGAGGUUAAGCUCCCUAACUCCGCCAUACUGGAUGGUUCAGAUAGUAAAGAUGAUGAUAAAAUUGUGAAGUAUCACUGGGAGGAGAAAAGUGGUCCAUUACAAGGUCAACAGUUACAAGAUGAUACAGCCAUGUUGACCUUGAAAGAUCUGGCUCCAGGAGUUUACAUGUUUGAAUUAACAGUUACAGAUUCAGACGGGGCCUCCAACUCUACAGUAGCAAAUAUUACAGUGAUCAAAGAGACGGAUUACCCACCUAAAGCUAAUGCAGGAUCUGAUGUAAUUAUCCAUCUACCACAGAACUCAGUCAUACUCAAUGGUAACCUGAGUACCGAUGAUAAAGGCAUAGCUGAGUAUGAAUGGAUCAAGGCUGCUGAUGACAAACUGACCGCUGAUAUGACAGGUGUGCGAACAGAGUUUCUUCAUUUAUCUAACUUACAAGAAGGUGACUAUACCUUUACAUUGAAAGUAACAGAUGCAGCCAAGCAGACGUCAUCAGCAGAAGUACAUGUGUUUGUCAAACCAGAUGUGAAUCAUCCACCUAAAGCCGAUGCUGGUGGUACUAAGACUAUUUAUCUCCCCUUGGAUGGUAUUGUCCUAGAUGCUUCCAACAGCACAGAUGACAAAGGAAUCACUCAGUAUAAUUGGGAACAAAUCCCUGGAGUGGGAGGAAGUAAAUUAGAUAUAACAGAUCCAAAAGCAGCUGUUACCAAGGCAACAGGGGAAGUAAAAGUUGGAAAAUAUAUAUUUGUAUUGUCUGUCAAAGACGUUGAAGGAACUAGUUCUGUCAUCAAUCAUAUAGUUAAUGUGAUGGAACAUCCUAACUCUAAACCAGUGGCCAAUGCAGGACAGGACCAGAUCUUAAUGUUACCCAUUGAUAUUGUCAAACUUGACGGGUCUAAAUCAUCUGAUGAUAAAGGAAUUGUCAAGUACAGUUGGACCAGGGACCCAACAAGUCUGGCAGCUGGGGAUCCUUUGAAUGGUUCAGACCACAAGGCUGUAUUACAGUUAGUUAAUAUGGUAUCAGGACGUUACACGUUCAAGUUGACAGUUUUAGAUGCUGAGGGUCUGUCCUCAAGUGACUCUGCAUCUGUUCUCAUCAGAGAUAAUCCUCAUCAAGAAGAUAUGAUAGAACUAGAUAUAGAUACAGACAUCAGACAGUUUACAGAAAAGGAUAAAGAAAAUCUACAAAGUCAGUUAUUGUUGAUGUUACCAAAAAAAUCUGACAGUGUUAAAACAGAGGUUGUUCUGGAUCACUUAGAGGAGGAAACAUCUAGUUCAUUGAUGAAGGUAUAUUUCCAUGUAGAGGAUCAAUACAGAGAAGCUGUAGAAAUUAGAAAUGGUAUGGAGACUAAAAAGUUAUUGAGUGAGAAACUGAGAUCUGCUGGCAAUCAAAUACUCAGCUAUCAAGUUAUAAAUAUAGAUACAAUAAUUUGUCAAAACAAUUGCUCAGGUCAUGGCCACUGUGGUAAAAAGAAUAGAAACUGUAUCUGUGAUGCUUUCUGGAUGGAAAAUUUCUUUAAAACAUUAAUUUUACAUGAUGAAAGCAAUUGUGAUUGGAGUAUAUUAUAUUUUAUUAUCGUUACAUUCCUAAUAGUAGUAGCCAUCACAGCAAUAGUGUGGGGUUUUAUUUGUUGGUGUAAAAAUAGAAGAUGCAGAUUUAGAUGGCGGACGAAAAAAAGACACAGAUAUUCUCUGUUAAAGGACAGUGAAUAUAAAGAUGAAAUAAAACUUCUUCCAAAAGGUAAACCACAGAACAGCAGUGUAAUGAUAUCAGAAUCAGAUUUCUCAAGUGAAGAAGAAACAUUAUUUGUCAAUCACAAGAAAAAUGGCUUUGUCAAGAAACCUCCAAAUGGCAUAUCUAAACAGCAUUUGAAAAAUAAGCUUAAAGCUUAAAAUUAGAGAGUUGAGUAAGGGGAGAUAAUUUGUUAAUGUUAUAAUUAUCUCCCUUUAAGAAAUCUUUACUGUUUGUAAAUUUUCAACAAGGGUGAUGGUAUAUCAUUCAAAUGUUUUCAAAAUGUUGCUGAUCUAGUAUUGGGUAUAAGUUGAAAAAGUUCACAUCUCACACUUCUGUAUUUUAAUUGAUUUCACUUAUGUAUCAUUGACACAUCAUAAUGAACUUUGUCAGGAAAUUUAUACAUGAUGCAAACAAAAUUUUCAUGAAAUCCUAGACUUUGUUUAACCAAGAUUGUAAUCAUUUCUGAUUCAUACAAGGCCUUCACAAUUUCUCUUUCAAAUUUCCACUACCAAUACAAUUUUGUAAAUUGAAAAUGAAACUAUAUAAGUUUUUAAUAUAAUAUUAUGACAUAUUAAUCCAUAUCUGUUUGAUUCAGAUCCUAUCUAUUAAAGAUGUUCAUUUUAACAGACAAAACAUAAUGAAUAUUGA
This is a messenger RNA of Mytilus trossulus (common blue mussel), 4044 nucleotides long. RefSeq names its product dyslexia-associated protein KIAA0319-like protein. Gene Ontology annotation, biological process: neuron migration. Gene Ontology annotation, cellular component: membrane; cytoplasmic vesicle. Bases 123 to 3554 code for a protein of 1143 amino acids. NCBI's taxonomy places the organism in Eukaryota, Metazoa, Mollusca, Bivalvia, Mytilida, Mytilidae. The transcript has 28 exons. The record is from RefSeq and is a predicted model, not a curated record.